Molecule: messenger RNA, 1225 nt
Organism: Pseudo-nitzschia multistriata
Lineage: Eukaryota; Bacillariophyta; Bacillariophyceae; Bacillariales; Bacillariaceae
Source: the annotation of a GenBank genome assembly
CACAUAACACAAGUCGAUACACUACGAAUGAGUCGACCAUUCUCGAUCGACGUUGAGAAGGACUAGAGAAAAACCAUUGCAAUUGUCAACCAAAGCACAGAAGAAACAGCAAUAGUUGGAUAUGCAUCAGAAACCCUCAUCGAAGCCGCUCUCGCAGAUUUAACUCUCAUUUCAACAAUGGCCGAAAGACCUGUGAUGUAUCUAGAGCAGGAGGAUUGGUCUCCUAGAUACCAAGAUACAUUUUAUACAGUACGAUUGGAUGAUUUCCAGCGGUUCGCGUCGACGCCAAAAACUGCGACUUCCAACAAUGAUAGUGAUUCAUUGCCAUCUAGUACCCUUGGUGGUAAGACAAAUUUUCCUGCCUAUUAUUACAAGAUCCAGAUUUUUUGUGGACGACACGACCCCAAGGUAGUCUUUCGGCGUUAUUCUCAAUUCAAGUGGUUGUACCAGAAUAUCCCACUAUCCACUACAGGUGGCGAUCCAAGCGAGGAACCGAUCCAAUUCCCCCCUGGAAACGGAUGCCUUUGUUCCCAGAACGAUGACUUUGCCAAAAACCGAACGGAACAGCUGCGGGAAUUUCUGAACGAGGCACUGGUUCGUAGGGAUGUGGCGAGGGAUGAGGCAGUUGCCCAAUUCCUAGAACUAGACAGCUUUGUGAAGACGGAAAAGAGCUAAGCGAGAAAAUAGAAUAGCUCGAUGUUGUGAUCCGAACGAUCGUCCAUUCGGAACAGAUAGUAUUUCGCCAAUAUUGGGUUUCGUAAAUUUUAAAUGGGUUGUCCUGUCGAAGGAAUGAUGUGUGAAUAACAGUGAAAAAGAAAACAUUGUCGAAGGAGAUAAAUGCGGUAGAGUUUGGCAAUUUUGGGAUCAUCAUUCUUGGUUGUUUCUCAGGUUCAUGAGCUGGAAAAAUAAAUUUCUGAUACGAAAACUGAUGCUAAAAUAGAAAGUUGAGAGGAAAGCUUACUGAACUCCUCUAGUUGCUAAAUGUAAUGAAUGAUGAGAGAAGCAUCUAUUCGUGAAACUUCAUACGGAAGCGCAUGUAACAGAAGUUUGAAUCAUAUUUCCACCACAACUGGCUAUUUGGACGAAAACUAUGAUAGGAUAGAGCGUCGAAUUGCAAAGGGGCAGUGAUCGGGAAGAGAAACAAACUACAUAUCUUUGAUUCUGAAGGCUUUUUGGUAUAGGUACCAGUUUGAAAACACGUCAAAGAUAGGGUCAUUCAUAAGAC